Messenger RNA from Suhomyces tanzawaensis NRRL Y-17324, 3258 nucleotides. It is a transcript of the gene SWI1, whose product is annotated as Swi1p. Gene Ontology annotation, molecular function: transcription cis-regulatory region binding. Gene Ontology annotation, cellular component: nucleus; SWI/SNF complex. The record is from RefSeq and is a predicted model, not a curated record. Gene Ontology annotation, biological process: regulation of transcription by RNA polymerase II. The coding region runs from base 37 to 3258 and encodes 1073 amino acids. NCBI's taxonomy places the organism in Eukaryota, Fungi, Ascomycota, Pichiomycetes, Serinales, Debaryomycetaceae. The transcript has 3 exons.
CCUACCAGGUGUCCCGUCUACGAUAGCAAUCCCGUCAUGUCCGACAACUUUUGGUUCAACGACAAUGCGUUCCUGAACGGAGGCUCCAAGGCCAACGACGUCAAUGACGAUUUUCUCAACAAUAUCUUUGACCCCAACCAGGGCCAACAAACCACCCCCACCAUGAAUGCAGGCAUGGCUUCCCCCAACAUCAAUCAAGACAUUGGCCCAGCACAGCUUCUUGCCCAGCAGCAGCAGCAGCCCCCUCAGCAGCAGCAGGCUCCGCCUCAGGCCCAUAAUCUCAACCCACAGAUGUUCAUCAGACAGGCCCAGGCCCAGCAGGCUCAGCAGGCCCAGCAGGCGCAACAGUCCCAGCAACAGGCGUUGGCCCAAGCACAGGCCCAGAGCAUGGACCAGGCCAAGAAGGAGCAGCUCACCAAAAUGAGACAGCACAUCUUGCAGCAGCAGAUGCUACAAAGACAACAACAGCAGCAGCAGCAACAACAGCAACAGCAGCAGCAACAGCAGCAGCAACAGCAACAGCAACAGCAACAGCAGCAGCAACAGCAGCAGCAACAACAGCAGCAACAACAGCAGCAGCAAUCUCCCGCGAAUAUGAACCUCAUGAGCAACAACAUGUCCCCACAGGCUCCUCCACCUCCGCAAGUGGCCCAGAUGCAGUUCGAAUUGUUUGGAACCUCGCUUUACGAUUUUAUGACUCGCCGUGGAACUCCAAUCACCCAACCUCCUAUGGUCAACAACAAGAAGGUGAACUUGUUCUUCUUCCAUUUGUUAUCGCAAAAGUUAGGAGGACCUCAGCAACUCGUGAAAUGGGUUCAACAGCCAAACAUGAAUGCCCAGCAGAGUCCCUGGCUAUUGAUUGGUCAAAGACUUGGUUUGUACGAAGGAAUUGAUAUCCAGGAUCAAGGUGCCAGACAGCAAGUGGACCGUGAGAUAGGAAACUGCUACGCUAACUAUUUGUUUCCAUACGAACAAUAUUCAAGCACGCCAGAUGGCAGCAAAGACAUUCAACUGAGAAAAGUGCAAUUCCAGAAACAGAUAAUGCUCAGAUACCAACAGCAACAACAGCAGAACCCUCAGGUUCCACCUAAUCAGAAUCAGAAUAGAGCAAACACUCCACAUGCCGGCUCCCAAAUGUCUCCACCACAAGCGGGGAUCCAAUCACCAGCCAUAAAUAAUGUGCCAACGCCAGGUGUCAUGCCCCAGCAAAGUCCGCUGUUGUCCCAAGCUCCUACACCCCAACAACGUAAAUUGUCAAGAGUCAGCAACCCUUCGACCCACAACUCUCCAGCUGCCACUCAGUCGCCAUACCUUCAGAAUCUGCAGGUGAACUCAAGAUCUUCUAGCAUACAACAGGCUCAACAAUCGAGUCAACCGCAACAAGAGCAAGCUCCGGCAGCUGCUGUUUUCAACGAAACAGACGGCAAGGAAGAGCCCAACAUCAUUAAAAACUAUAUACCGUUCAACAAGAUCGUGGACACUCAUGGUGGAUACCCUAUCAAGGAAAUAUCACAAAUUGCCAGUGAAAUUGAAAUAACGAAACCCGUUUAUUUGUUUGCGCCAGAGCUUGGUACAAUUAACAUACAAGCUUUGAUAAUGGGGCUCAAGAACUCUGCGGGACCCAACAGUGGAGAUGUGUUCAAUUCUUUGAACUCGUUGUUAGUAACCACUUCUGACGUCAACUACGCCUUCAAAAUUGAUGAUUGUCUUGAGUUGAUGGAUACCUUGGCCAAACUAGGUCUUGAUGUGUUGAAAAGAAUCGUGAAUAAGAAUCAAGAACAACCUCCUUACAUCUUUGAGGAGACUACUAAUCUCAGCUCCAAUUCCAUUAUUGAGGAUGUGUUCAAUAAGUAUGUUAGCGGAGGUCAAGAUGAAAUGGUGGGAGAGGAGAUCAAUUUCGUGGUUAAUUCAUUGACAGGAGAAGUUGAGGGUGAAGAAGAAGAUGAUGAUAUGGAGGAUGUAUUUUUCAGUCCUUUAGGAAACUCGACAAACACCUCUGCUUCAAGCUCCCCAGAAUCUUCAGAUAAAUCUCCAGAGAAAGAAUUGACCUUCAACAUAACAGAUUAUAUGAGUGCACUUCAACUUUUCAAACAGGAAAAUAAGCAUCACUUUAGCAAGAUCCAGACCAAAAGUGCCAUAGAUGACCAGGUCAUGCUUGUUGACCAAUUGAUUACUAUCACUAUGAUAUUGAGAAAUAUUUCGUUCAUUGAUAUCAAUAAGCCUACUGCAGCAGAGAAUGACCACUUCAGAACAUUGAUUUUCGAGGUGGUCAAGAAUGUGGCAAUUCACAAGGACUUGUUUGUGUUCCACAGAAAGAAGUUGUGUUUAUUGAAGGACUGCCUCUUGAUGUUGGAUAACAUUGCAUACUUCGUGCACUUGAGAAGUCUCGAAGAAGCGUUCCUUUCCUUUAUCUUGGUAAGUUCUUUCGGUCCCGCAUUAGAUGAUGAUUUUGCUAUUCCAUCAAUCAGCUUGGAAACCCACUCAUACUUGCCAUUCGGAAUUGAUGCGUUCACCAAGAUUAUUGUGCGGGAGCCACACAACCGGUCUCUUAUGCAAGCGGUCUUGAAUGGUACCUUGAACAUCACCACUGCCGCAUACACCAACACCAAGCCAUUUACAAUCCAGCCCAGCGACCAGGAGCAAACCCGCAAGUUGGCGGUGGCAUACCUCAAGGGAGACGAGGAGGGAUUUAGAGCCGGGAAGCUCUUGACUAAGGCAUUCCAGACCUACAUGAGUAUUAUUCCAUUCGAUGCCAACAGCUACGAAUUUUCCAAACUCAUUUUUGUCAAAGCAACCACCAUUUCGCAAUCAUUGUUUGGGGCCAAGCUCAUCAUCGACAUGGUGUCGCUCGAAGAGACGUCGCCUACCCCUAACCUCACUGUGCAAUGGCUCAUCAAGAACAAGGAGCUUUUGUUGAGCAAUUUCUCGAGGGUUUCCAUUGCUUUGGUGUCGGAAACCGGUAAGUUUUCACGUGAGUCCAACGAGUUCAAGGUGUUGACUUUGGUACUCGUCAAGUCGUUGAUUGUGGUAAACUCGUUGGUAGGCAACUUUGUCCAGUUGGUGGAGGCCUACCGCCAGAAUCCCGAGCAGGAGCAGGUGUUGACCGGGGAAAUCAACGAGAUCAAGGGGCUUUGUCGAAUCAUGCCCGAUGCCAACAUGGCUCUCGACACCUUCCUCGCGCCCACCAUCGAUAACACCCUAGGUAAGGAGCUUAUCCGGCUCUUGGAGUUGUUGCGGGAGUUGGAGCGGGCCCAAUGA